UUGGUGUGUGGAAACCGUGGAAACUGGAAAGUGUCAAAAAAAAAUUGCAUACACAAAGAAUUUUUGUCAACAUUGGGUUGAAAAAAGUGAAAUUUCGCAAUUUAUAGUGAAUAUUCCGUGAUUAAGUACCCUUGUAGACGAUGGGGGAGUGCCUGAAGCUCCUAAUUCUUGGGGUAUUAGUGAAUUUGGGGACCUGUUUGGACUUUACACAGACAGUUUUUGGAUCAGCGACUGAUGGGGUUCCUGCUGCCUUUGGGGACUUCAAUUCUGACGAAUUGACAGACAUGUUUAUGCUGCGAGAUGAUUUCAAAACAGUGCAAAUCUUCUUAGGAUCUGACACAGAACCUCUGCUGAAGGAGGGGCCAAAGUGUACAUUCAAGAAUUUGAGGAUUUCUAGUGUUGUUCCGGGAGACUUCGAUGGAGAUGCCUUCAUGGACGUUCUCAUAACUGUGAGGAGCAAUGAGAAGGACAAACUUGGAAUUUUUAUCAAUUGGGGAGGAUCUUCGUAUAUGAACUGUACGGGAGAGGAGGAGAAGAUUCUGGAUGUUCAUGGGGAGCCAAUGGUGCUGGAUUACAACAAUGACAUGGUGAUGGAUUUGUUUGGGCUAGAAACAGAAACACACAAGAGGACUUUCUGGCUCUUCCACAAGGACCGCUCGAAACCAGAAGUUCGCCAGAUGCCAAAGGAUCACAAGGCUGAACUGAGACUUCCUCAUUCCCACGCCUUUAUUGACCUCAAUCAUGACUUCACAGCUGACCUGUUCAUCACCACUGACCGGGAAUUUGAGGUUUGGAAUGGCACAGAACGCCAUGAUGGCUUCAUCUUCAGUCACACCAUUGAACUUCCCACAGGACUCAAUGAACACGUGGGACAAGCGAUCUUUCUAGAUGCUGAACUUAAAGGAAACAUCAAUCUCGUCCUUCCCAUCUGCUUCGACCGGAAGUGUGCCAAUUCCACCAUUCUCGUGCACAAUGGUCACAAAUUUCACGAUCUUGAGGUCAACUUCAAAGAUCCCGACAACAAACAAUGGGGAUUUGUCAUUCCAGAUGAUGACCUCUUCACAAAUGCCAUCACGCUCCGCGGUGGUGACUUCAACAUGGACGGCUACCCAGAUCUCCUGGCAACCCUCCAGCAACAUCCCGGAGGAGCCAUCCAGACUUUUCUACUGGAAAAUGUUCCUGUAGAGCGCAAAAAUAAUCCCAUAUCGAGGACUUUUGAGGUGCGCUGGAAGGCCUUGGCCCCCUUUGCAAAUGGAACCAUCGCUGGAGCAUUCUAUGACUUCUAUCAAGAUGGAAUUCUCGAUGUUGUUCUGGUAGAAAAAGCAAAUGGGAAAUACAGGACCAAAGCGUUCCGGAACUCCUUGGAUUACGAUGCCAACUUUGUCAAGGUAAUCGUUCUCACGGGAUUAGUGAAUAAAGAAGUGCCCACGACAAAAACACCACUCGGCAGGACAAAGAAGACUUACGGCACAAAUCUACCUGGACCCAGAAUUGCUUACUACACCAUUACCCAGGAUGGAUAUCCACAGUACGGGACAUCGGCCCAAAUUCCUCAGUCGGCUUACUUUGCCCUCCAUUUGCCCUAUACAAUUUUUGGUCUGGGCAGAACACCUAAUUUCGUGGAUUCCAUCACCGUGGGGCUGUCCAAUCAGUCCAAGACCUGGACUCAGCUCAUCCCAAAUUCCCAGAUGAUCGUCGUGCCGUGGCCAAUCAAGGAACCAUGGCGCUGGAAGGCUCAACUCUUUGUAACUCCAAGUAAAUUGAUCCUGAUGAGCAUGGUGGCUUUGGGAGGGACUUGUCUAGUCAUUAUGCUCAUUAUUCUGGGGCUUUACAUUAAAGAGAAGCGGGAAGAUAAGUUGGAGCGGCUACAGGAAGCACAUAGAUUUCACUUUGACGCUAUGUAGAGAGAAAUUGGCGCAAAAGUUCUUUUAAAUUAUUGUGAUGCUAAAAUAUACCCCUUCACCCCUUGUUCGUUUAAUGUAAAAAGUAUUUAAUCAAAAUGUAAUAAAUAGAUAUUUAUAAAUUAA
Phlebotomus papatasi is the source of this 2027-nucleotide messenger RNA. Its product is annotated as T-cell immunomodulatory protein. The coding region runs from base 141 to 1904 and encodes 587 amino acids. Gene Ontology annotation, cellular component: plasma membrane. The transcript has 2 exons. NCBI's taxonomy places the organism in Eukaryota, Metazoa, Arthropoda, Insecta, Diptera, Psychodidae. The record is from RefSeq and is a predicted model, not a curated record.